AUGGCCUCGCCCGUGGCAGCAGCGCGAACACUCGUCAGACUCACCCCGCUCAUCUCCUACGACCCGCAGGCCAUCGACGACCUCACCAGCCGAUACCCGCCCAAGCGCACCCUCCCCCUCAGCCCGCCGAGCCGGACAUCAGAACCCAUCGAACUACUCCGACCAGCACCACCCCAGCAGGAACAUCAUACCCCCCUUGGGGGAGGACCCUCUGUCAAGUCGCCCUCAAAGCUUGCACGCAUCCUCAGUCCCACCCCCCGCCCACCGCCCAGCGAGAUCGCCGAUGAGCCCCUGCUGCUCUCAGCCAUCAGCCAUGCCGACCAGCCAGCCACCACGGCCCAGAACCCCGCGCCCACGAAAUACUCCACCUUGGGCAAGAGGCUCCAGGCCCUGAAGGCCUCCACCCACUUGAUGCGCUCCCGCUCAUCCUCAAACCCUGUCACUACCGCCACCACCACCACCACCACCACCACAACAACGACGCCGACCGCCGAAAGUCUGCCAGAACCCCCCUCGCCCGCCAAAAAACCCACUCCACCCGCCCGGCUCCGCGCCAGACGCGCAUCCCGGCCCCCCACAGACCCCUCCCCACCACUGCCCAGCGCCACCACGCCCCAGCCGACGCGCCGGACUACGCCCAGGGUCGAAACCGAGCAGGUCAAGCUCGCCAAACUCACCAAGCAACAGACCAACAUCAACAAGAAACGCUUCUGCGUCAUCAAGGUCGACGUCGUCCAUCUCGACUUCCCCAGGCCGCCCUCCCCCGAGGGAAACUUCCGCAAAGGCGCUCCAUCAUCCAACAACAAGAAAAAGAACACCCCCCAAGCUCCGCCUGUGUCGCCAACAGACAGGCCAGAACUCAGCCCGCUCCCGGACCCCCCUCCCGGCGCAGACGGAAAGAAACAGGUGCGCUGGAACGAUGCACAAUUGACGGUCGACCUCGAAGAGCUCUACCGCCGCCGCACCCUCGACCCCGCCCACGAAGAAGAAGAAGAAGAUGAUGAUGAUGAAGAGCCACCACCACCGCUCGAAGCCCGCCCCGAGCCCUGCUCGCCCUCAGCCUCAUCUACCACCUCAUCGUCUCUCUCCUCUCUGCCCUCCUCAGCCUCUCCGCCCCGCUCAUCCCCCGCCCCUGACCCGGCCCCGGCCCCGGCGUGUCCGGCCACACUCAAGCCCAUCCUGAAACUCAACUUCGGCCCGGCCUCGCAGUCCCCCAUCCUCUCUGCCCCGUCCACGCACCCCUCCACAGACGCGCAAGUAGGAGAAGAGAAGCCGCUGGACGCAGGCGACAACCCCCCGCCGACGGCCCGCGCCGUCGUCUACCGCCUCGACCCGCUCGGAAACCUCGUCCUGCCGCCUCCCACCCCCCUCGUCGACCCGGACGUGCCGCCUGACCCACUGGCAUCGAUCGAGCCGCCGUUCGUCAAGGUCUUGCGUCGGAUCUGGCGCGACCAUUAG
Molecule: messenger RNA, 1458 nt
Organism: Puccinia triticina
Lineage: Eukaryota; Fungi; Basidiomycota; Pucciniomycetes; Pucciniales; Pucciniaceae
Exons: 4
Coding region: 1-1458 (485 amino acids)
Source: RefSeq, a predicted model, not a curated record